Messenger RNA from Rhopalosiphum padi (bird cherry-oat aphid), 894 nucleotides. RefSeq names its product MORN repeat-containing protein 5. NCBI's taxonomy places the organism in Eukaryota, Metazoa, Arthropoda, Insecta, Hemiptera, Aphididae. Bases 1 to 894 code for a protein of 297 amino acids. The transcript has 5 exons. The record is from RefSeq and is a predicted model, not a curated record.
AUGUCCUGCAAGAAAAAACAAUUGAAAAAAAAGAUAAAAGUUAAGUGUAAACCUCAGUUACAUCCUGAUGACCAAUGGUUUCCAGUCGGAACUGGAAAUUAUUAUAAAGGAAAAUGGAAUCAUAGAACGAUGUCUGGAGAUGGCAUUUACGUUAUGCAAAAUGGAACUGUUUAUGAGGGCAAUUUCGACGACGGAUUGUUUCACGGAGAUGGAUCUAUGCACUAUCCAUCAGGAUCCCGAAUUGAAGGAGUUUGGGAAAAAGGCAAAUGCGUACAACAAAAUUAUAUAUUCAGCGAUGGUCUCAGAUUUCAGAAAAAUAAUUGGCAGUACUGUAAGGUGCCCGACAGAAGAUUUGCCGUUGAACAUGUUAAUGGUUUUGAACCAGCUGCUAGGAGUAAGAUUACCAAUCGGCAGCCCACGAUCGCUGUGCCAAACGGAGCAUAUGACGCAGGUGAUGGAUUUUACUGGCCGCUUACGAACACCGUACAUGAUUACUGGACAAGUGAGUUGAUUAGGGUCCCAACAGCAGAAUGCAGUAAUUGGAUUAUUGAAAACUGCCAUCAAGGUGGUAAAAGAGUGGUAGGUUUUCAACCAGAAUUUUACAAAAAUUGGUAUAGUACAACGGAAAAAAAUGAAGGAGAAUCUACAACUACGGAUAGCAUAUCUUCCGAACAGUUCACUCAUGACAACCAAUCAAUUAUGGCCGAAAUCAAAUCUGUUCCUUGGUUCGAUUUAUCUCUACGAAGCAUUAUACAGUCUGUACAAGGAUCAUUUCCGUUGAAUCAAUUUUCAUCGUCAUCGUCGUCAUCAACGGAGAGUUUACAACUAAGCCGUUGCGAAAGGACCUUGGGGUUGAUUGACAAAGUGGCUACAAAUAACAAAUUAACGUAUUGA